Messenger RNA from Magallana angulata, 4878 nucleotides. Its product is annotated as myosin-IIIa-like. Gene Ontology annotation, molecular function: protein binding; cytoskeletal motor activity; ATP binding. Lineage: Eukaryota; Metazoa; Mollusca; Bivalvia; Ostreida; Ostreidae. Gene Ontology annotation, biological process: regulation of DNA-templated transcription. The transcript is spliced from 30 exons. Gene Ontology annotation, cellular component: myosin complex. The record is from RefSeq and is a predicted model, not a curated record. Bases 307 to 4011 code for a protein of 1234 amino acids.
AUCACUCUAAGAAUCUAAAUUCUCGCAAAAGCAAUCGCUGCAGUGUAUUUGUAUAUUCAGUUUCUAUCGAUAAAGAAAUAAUUAGUUAACAAGAUGUUUAUAUAUGAUGACAUUUGAUGUUGCUGAACUGUUGUGUUGUAUCUGCUAACCUGACGAGGAAAUGUGUUAUAUUAACGAUCUCGAAGUAGGUAAAACCUAAAAUAGAAUAUGGCGACUUUUAAGAACAAGUGUUGAAGAUGUUGCAAUUGACGUUUUUUAAAGGAUAAAAAAAUAAUGUCAUCAAGUGGUUUCUAAGCAGAAAACAAAAUGGCAGUACCAGAAAAGAGUUAUGGCGACGAUAUGGCAGUUAUUGGGGAUCUGACAGAGGAUUCUCUUCUUCAUGAAUUAAAACGACGAUAUGAAAGAAAUAUCAUAUAUACUUAUCUUGGAGACAUACUAGUGGCCGUCAACCCAAACAUGAUGCUGCCAAUUUAUGGAGGGGAGGUGGGGUUGGUUUAUUCUGAAGCCAAGAGUCUUAAAGAUCAGUCUCCACACAUAUAUGCAAUUGCAAGUAAAGCCUACAGGAAUUUGAUAUGGGGCAGAGUCAACCAAGCUAUUCUAGUCAGCGGCGAAUCAGGAGCAGGUAAAACGGAGAGCACGAAAAUGACAAUAGCCCAGCUAGCCCGUAUGUCAAAGUCACAGGAGCCAACUAAACUUGCCGAACAAAUAGUCGAGAUAAACCCUAUACUAGAGGCUUUUGGAAACGCUAAGACAACAAUGAACGACAAUUCCAGUAGAUUUGGGAAGCUCAUUGAAGUCAUGUUCAACAAGCAAGGAAAGAUUAUUGGAGCAAAGGUGACGGAACACAUGUUAGAGAAAAGUCGAGUCGUACACUGUGGAAAUGGUGAAAGGUCCUUCCAUAUAUUCUACUAUAUGUUUGCUGGAUUGUCUCAAUACGAAAUCGAACAUUUCUAUCUGAGUCGUCCGGAACACUACAGAAUCACGGACCCUAGACACGGGGCACCAGUUUUUACUUCUCAAAUGGAUUAUGAGGCAAACAGGAGCGGAUUUGAAGAAUUGAAAGAAGCCAUGAAUGACACAGGGUUUCCUUCUCAGAUCGUUAAUAUAAUUUUUGCCAUCAUGGCUGGCAUCCUGCAUCUCAGUAACAUCGACUUUGCUCCAGACCCCGAACUUCAGCAGCUCAUCAUAGUGAACGAAGACGAGGUGGAUUACGGAAGCCGACUACUCUCCCUGCAAGCUGACGACCUGGUAACAGUCCUGAUAGCUUCAUCAAGCUUUGUCAGAGGCGAGAGGAUCGUGAGACUGAAGUCAAUGCACGAGGCGUGUGAUGGCAGGGAUGCCUUGUGUAAAGCCCUAUAUAGCCGACUGUUUACUUGGAUAGUGAAAAGAAUCAACCAAGUCAUUCAUGUCCAGGACGACCAAGAUCGGUAUAUUGAUGCUGGAAUUAUAAGCUUACUGGACAUGGCUGGAUUUGAGAGGUUUCAAGUGAACAGUUUUGAACAGUUGUGCAUUAACAGUGCUAAUGAACAAUUGCAGAGCUUUUUCAAUACUUACAUAUUUUCCUGGGAACUGCAAGAAUAUCAAGCAGAGGGUAUUAAACAGCCAAAGAUCAAAUUUACCAACAAUAACGAAAUUCUUGGUCUCUUCUUUGAUAGACCUAUCGGAUUGUUUGCCAUUUUGGAAGAUGAAUGCAGAUUGCAAAUGUCAACAGAUGGCACAUUUGUAGAUCACAUGAAUAAAGAAUUCGGGAAGAAUGAUGUAUAUAAAAGGUGCAAAUCAAGAGAUCCGGUUUUUACAAUCGAACACUACGCAGGCCAGGUCACAUACAACGCCAUUGGUUUUAUUAAGAAAAACAGAGAGACGUUGGGUACCAAUUUCAUAAGCCUUAUGCAAAAUAGUCACAACUGGUUAAUCAAUGAGCUAUUUGAUGACCGACCUGACAGUUACACCAGAAACAUUGACAAACGGAACAGCCAAUGGACGGUACCUGAGUGGAACCAACCAAACAUGCCAGCGUUAGGUCCAGGGGAAACCCUCUCAAAACGAGCAGGAAAGAAAAUAAAACAAAGAACAAAUAUAGAUCGCCCACUCCCUGCUAUACCCAAUUCGUCAAGUACUUCAACAAGUGUUCAUUUCAGGAAUUCACUUGCGUCUCUUAUGGAGAAUCUCAAAGCAUCAGAACCCCAGUUCGUUCGAUGUAUUCGGGCAAAUGCAGAAAAACAAUACGGAUUUUUUGACGUAAAACUUGUUCAUAAUCAGCUUCUCAACACUGGUGUAUUCGACACGACCAGAAUAAGAAAAUUGGGAUAUCCUACUCGUAUGCACAUGCAAGAUUUCAUUAACAGGUAUAAAGUAGUCGGCUUUCCUGUUACUGGAUCCGUUGAAAUAAAUCCAGCCAACUGCGAUAGAAUAUUACAGAAAGCUCAACUGUACGACUAUCAAAUUGGAAAAUCAAAGGUGUUUCUGAAAUACUGGCAUGUGGAUCAACUAAACAUGUGUUUGGAAAAGUUUAUCUCGGAUCUUCGUUUGAUUCAAACUACAAUUCAGAUGUAUCUUGCCCGUAGAAAGUUUCUGGACAUGAUGCAAUAUAUAACAUAUUGCAAAGAUCAAGUGUUCUCUCUUGGAAACAUUGUGGCCAAAACAGGAGAUCAGCUGUUUCAUAUAAUGGUUUCAACGAAUGAUCUUGACAAACAUCAUUAUAAAAAAAAACUGGAAGAGCAAGAACUGAGGAGAAGAAGUACCAGACAAUCUCAGUAUGUCAGGAGAGGACUACCGAGGCGUAUGGAUGACGAUAUAUACGACGCUCCAGACUAUGAUAGAAUGGAGGAUAGUUUUCACUACGGUGGUCAGGUGCAAUCCGAGUAUUAUAAUUCUAGAUCUGGGUAUGGUGCUUCAAGACGUCAAUUGUAUCAAAUUGCCCAGGAAUCUCUGGCUCAUUUAUACGCAAAAUGGAAAUCUGUUGAUCCUGAUGCCUGGUGCAAAAUAGUUUACCUCGAAAGAGAUAGAAUUGUUCAAAAGUUUUACAUACUAGAGAGAGAGGUGACCAUCGACGGAAAAGUUGGUUCAGAGUUUGACGGAGAAAGAAUAAGCCUGUCCUACUUCCGUAAUGAAUAUCGGGACGACGAAACAGCCAGUAUAUUGCCUUAUGUUGGCCAGGGAGUAAAACUCCGGAAAGACAUGGACGGGAGCAUCACGGCGACACGGCUAGGCAAGAACCCCGUGAUCGUGAGAGGCCAUGACGACCCCUCAGAACACUGCUUCUCUCUGGAUGUCAUCAAUCACGAGGGGAAACUGCCUCACCAUGUGCCCGUGAAGAUAUUUGACAUGGAGGAAUUUAAGUGUCAAAUGGCUAUCCAGAUGAAAAUUAAUCCAAAUGGUGACGACACCAUCUUACGAUAUCAAAGCGUCACGUGUUUAAGUCUGGUGAAAGAUGGGAUAGAGGCUGGGGAUACACCUUGUUGGUUGCUUGUUAUCAACCUAUGUGCUUUGAGAGCAAUUGACGAUCCUAAUGUUAAAACACACGUCGAACAAAAACUGGCAGAGUUCGCCGUUCGCACAGAAGAAGAGUUGGAAAUGGAUUUGGAAAAACAAGAAAAGAGUGACGAGCUUGCGGCCAGACAUAAGGAACGACAUUGGUCCAAGCUUAACCAAAGAAAGGGGUUGGAGGGUUCAGAAGCACCACUUAGAAAAACCAAAUUUGAACUAAUGAAGAAAGAUAAAAACAUUGGUGACAAUCUUCACUACAGCUGGGAAAUUGAAGCUCAAAAAUCAAAAAUGCUGCAUUUGAAUGUUGAGUAUCUGCAAGAGCAUUACGAGGAACCGGAGUCUCAUGUUGGAGGGUUAAGACAUGCUGGACGAGGGCACCCCGGAAGUGUCAUCAGUAGCAUGAUGUACCCAGGGAGUGGGAGUUCCGUCCGGAGAGAUUGGGCAAAGGUCAAGGUCGCUAUAAAACUAGAAAAAAGGAUGGAUGAAGAAGCGUUACAAGAAAUAGUCGAAGACGAGGAAUCAUAACAUACAAUUGGUCUCCAGUCUUUCAAUGUGUUCCCUUGCCCGGUAUUAAAUGCAAUAUUUUUGACAUGUACAAAACAUAAACGGAGAAAAACAUGAUUGACUCCAAAUAAGACAAUACCAUGACGUGUAUUUUUAUGCUUAUGUCUGAUUUGAUGUUCAUUGUAUAUUUUACAUUGUACAUUUAUAGAAUAGUGUUCUAUUUUACACCAUUGUAGACCAGAAAUGCAUAAAAUUUCAAACAUACAUGUAACACAUUUAACUUCAACUAUAUUAAACUUUGUUUUGUCAUAAUAGAAUGAGUGCCAACAUUUUACACUUACUUUAGUAUUCAGAUAUUUUGUUCAGUUUUUGUUUUGAUUUGAGAGAUUUUAUGCAAGUACUUUCUUGAAUUAUCCAUACAAUCAAUAUUUCUUAAUAGAAAUACGUUGUUAUACUGUAUUGGGGUUCUUCAUAUGUGAAGUACAAUAAUGCACACAUCAGUGUAUGGUUUGACUUCAAGACUCUAAUUGAAUGUAAAUAUUGGUCAGUUAAUCCAUUUAUUCCUUUUAUUCAAAAGAUGUUUUUACAAUUAUACAAAAUAGCUUUUUCAAAGAGAGUUUUUGUCACCUGUUCCAAUAUACCUACAUUACAGAAAACUUUUCAUUUAAGUACGAACCUCUUGUGUGGAAUUUGAUCAACCAUGCAUGCAUUGGGUGAAGAUUUUAAACAAUUUUAAUGAUUUAUUCUUAUGUAUAUAAGGUAACAUUGUUGACCUUUUGUGUUAAAUAUGAGUAUAAUGCAUAUAAUUAUGCAAGUUCGAAUAUUAUUCCCUUGGUUGUAAAUGUCUGUUUAACCAUUGCAAUACUAGUAAAAGUUUUGAAAUCAAAA